This is a messenger RNA of Mesorhabditis belari, 579 nucleotides long. Lineage: Eukaryota; Metazoa; Nematoda; Chromadorea; Rhabditida; Rhabditidae. The record is from the annotation of a GenBank genome assembly.
AUGCUUUGGCUGGUGCUUUUCGUGGUCCUUUUGGUGAGCCCAUAUGCGACAUUCUGUUGUGCGAGGAACGAUCAACUCGUUUUCCCGAUACGUCUGUUGGUGACCACGGAAAACGUUUGCCGUUUCCUAUUCGCUUUCGCCAAUUUCGGCAUCAUCCUUUGUAAUGCAGAUUAUAAGAUUUUCAAUGCCAAAUGCUCUUCAACGAUUUCCUCGUUUUUCGACUUUCUUCACGCGAAUUUUCAGUUUCUCGAGCUUUGCACGCAGUACUGUCAAGUCGGCGUUUCGAUAAAAGAAAAUGGUAAAGUGAGUCGAGCUGAGCGUUUGCUGAUGAUUCAGAUGCUCUGUAACUCCGGAGCUCAGUUUCUGGACACUAUUACUUGGAAGUUCUUUCUGAUCUUCGUCACGCUUUUCUUCGGCUACAACAUGCAACGCUUGUUCGUCUUUUCGGUCUACUUGAUGUCGUUUCUUUUGAUGGAUCUAGGUGGAUGCAUUGUUUGCAUUUUAUUUCUUCGAAAAGUCUCGCCCACCCCUUCUCAGUCGAGACGAUCUACAAUCAGCAACCACCACCGGCCAUCACUU